AUGUUACAGUGUAUUCAUAAAUUUGUAAAGGUGUACAUAUAUUUGAUAGUCAUAUGUAACAAGUGUAGCAUACUGUAUAGAAUACGAAAUGUUAAAACAGAAACAUUAAAAACGAGACUACGACCUCAUGAUUAUAGUAAUUUGGAAAGAAAAAUAGUGGAUUCCACAAGUUACAAUGAAACUGGGAGAGAUGUAAGACAAGGAUCAGUGAAAGAAGAUGAUGGCAAAAGGCCACUGUAUAAUAAACACCCAAGGUUCUGUUGGGGAAACUAUGAAAUAUUCAACGUUGAUGUCAUCAACGACAAGGGAUGGGAGAGAGAAGGAUCGGGAAAAAAGUUGAUAUCGUACAUAGACCUGCUGACCAAAUGCACAUUCAAAAUAGAAGAAUUCGGAAAGUGCACAAUAACAAACAGAGAAGAGAAGAAAGAAGAGGAUCAGGAAAAAAGAGAUGGCGAGGAGCUGGGAAAAAAGGAGAGUGCAAACGAGCUAGAUAAAAGAUUCACAGACAAGUCGCUAUCUAAGCUAAAGAAAAUGUUCGGAAAAAAAGAUUCAGAAAAGGAUAGAGGAUUUAUGGAACAGCUGAAAAGGGAGCCGAUCAAAACGUACAAAGUGGAAGAGUUGGUUGAGAACACUGAAGUUGCGAGUGUUUCCAGAGAAGAUCUGGAGAAGUUUGUGGAGAACACAGUGUUAGGAGAGGCCACACCAACGUCGAAAGAUGGUGUAGAGGCGGUGAAUUGGGAAUACGUUCCAUCGUCAAAACUAGUUAGAAUUGGCAUAUUUUUGAAGGAAAUGAGUAAAAGGAUGUACCUGACCUUUAAGCUGCACCCGGGGACGAAGCCGCUGGUGAUAGACAACGGAGUGCUGAAGGUGGAGCGGAACGGAAAAAGCACCGCAAAUAUUGGACGCGACGCCUCCUAUUCGUCCAGAGCUCUGGUCAAAGUGAAAAGCGUCGAGGAGGACGCAGUGAACCAGGCUGUGAAAAGGGACCGACUACACCACAAGAGGAAGGUGAUAUCAGUAAGCGGGAACAGCAGGUCCCGGUUCAACAGAAUCUUUGGCCUGAUUCAAGCGUUGGCGAGUAACCUUGGAACAAGCGCGCCGAGCAAAGGUGAGUCAAAAGCAUCGGAGGCUAAAGUGGCGUUCGACACAGAGUCGCCCCUGGAGUUUGCAACCAUAAGCGUGAGGGUCAACUCGCAGCAGAAGUUUUUAGUGCCGCUGCUGACUUACGUGGACAUGGCGGACGGGAGAGCGUACCUGUGCAACUGCAACGUGCCCAUAGAGGCGACGACGAGCAGAGUGUGGCCGCUGCGCAACGGAACGUACGCGGAGUACAACAUGCGCUUCGUCCCCGAGUGCUACAGGAACGCAGCAUUCUUCUCGAACGCGGACGUCGAAUUCAGGCCCGAGGACAUACUGAAGGUCCUGUCGUCGCAUUUGGAGUUCAAGAAGCUGUUCGAAAAGGACGUCAGCCAAGGGAGCCAAGGGGGCCCAGAAGCAGUUGAACAAUCGGAACUAAGAGAACCCAUGGAUGAAAAGGGGAGUGGCAGGGGCAAGGGGGAGGACUACAGUGUAUACCACGUAAACGGCGCAAAUAAAAUUAUCUACAAGCCCUGCGAAGGUGCGAUAUUGAUCAACCUACUCGUUUAA
This is a messenger RNA of Theileria orientalis strain Shintoku, 1647 nucleotides long. RefSeq lists its product as hypothetical. NCBI's taxonomy places the organism in Eukaryota, Apicomplexa, Aconoidasida, Piroplasmida, Theileriidae. The transcript is spliced from 3 exons. The record is from RefSeq and is a predicted model, not a curated record. The coding region runs from base 1 to 1647 and encodes 548 amino acids.